This is a messenger RNA of Phodopus roborovskii (desert hamster), 3527 nucleotides long. RefSeq names its product helicase, POLQ like (gene Helq). Lineage: Eukaryota; Metazoa; Chordata; Mammalia; Rodentia; Cricetidae. The coding region runs from base 109 to 3249 and encodes 1046 amino acids. The record is from RefSeq and is a predicted model, not a curated record. Gene Ontology annotation, molecular function: nucleic acid binding; ATP binding. The transcript is spliced from 18 exons.
UCCCGCGCUGCGGAGAGAGGGAGAGCGGAUGCUCGGGCACCUGCAGCCCCGGAGCGGCGGCGGUAGCUUGAGUCUGGGCGCGGGGCGGCCCGGCUCUCCGCCCUAGCCAUGGAGGACGGCGGUGCGCGCAUCCGCCGGCGCGUGUCUGUCCGCAAGAGGAACCGCGGCAGCCUGGAGAACCUUUGUGCGAGCCCCUGCCCGGCCGAACUCCAGCCCGCCGAGGACCUGGAGGACGAAGCGGCUGCCGGGAGCCGCCGCCGGAAAAUCGGGAGCCCGGAGCCCGCCCAGGAAAAUGACAGUGAAGAGGACAUGUUUGGUGGCUAUGAUAGCUUUACAGAAAAUUCCUUUUUAGCUCAAGUUGACGACCUGGAACAGAAAUAUAUGCAAUCACCUGAACUUGUUACAGACUCUGCCACCAAAGGUCUUUCUUCAGAAGGCAUCAAAAACAAACUCAGUGUCGCCACCAUGAGCUGCUUUACUGACUCUGAAACUACCGUGAAGAGCCAGAGUGGUCUAGAUGUCCCUGCUGGACCCGAAUCUGAAAAUGACCUUUUAUUUGAUGUGCCUUCUUCUCAAAUUUUAUACUUUGAAAGUAUGCAGAACUCAUCAGGCAAUUUGGGUGAAAGAGGUGGGAACUCACUUCAGUCACCAAAUGAAGAACCGGCCUGCAGCCGUAAAGAGCGACCACAGCAGAGUGAUGACCUUUCCAAAGUCACAGCUUCUCCAGAGCCCAACAGGAGGAAGAGUGUUACAGACCGUCUAAAGAGUGCCAUGACUGGGAACGCCACGGCCCAAACACCAGUGUUUUCUCGGAGUAAACAACUCAAAGAGACUGUCCUAUCUGAGGAAAUCAGUGUCGCUAAGAAAGCAAUUGAGUCACCGUCGGAUGAUCUUGGUCCUUUUUAUUCUCUACCCAGCAGAGUGAGAGACCUUUAUGUUCAGUUGAAAGGAAUCAAAAAACUCUAUGACUGGCAGCAUACUUGUCUAACAUUAAGUUCUGUGCAAAAAAGGAAUAAUUUAAUAUACUCCUUGCCAACAAGUGGCGGGAAAACCCUCGUGGCUGAGAUUCUAAUGCUACAAGAACUACUCUGCCGACAAAAAGAUGUUUUAAUGAUUCUUCCCUAUGUGGCGAUCGUCCAGGAAAAGAUUUCCAGUUUAUCAAGUUUUGGUAUAGAACUUGGUUUCUUUGUUGAAGAAUAUGCUGGAAGCAAAGGAAGGUUUCCUCCCACUAAAAGGAGGGAAAAGAAGUCAUUGUAUAUCGCCACUAUAGAGAAAGGGCACAACCUGGUGAAUGCCUUGAUUGAAACAGGAAGGAUCAGCGCUCUGGGUCUGGUUGUCGUCGAUGAGUUGCAUAUGAUUGGUGAAGGGAACCGUGGUGCCGUCCUGGAGAUGACCCUAGCAAAAGUCCUCUACACUAGCAAAACAACUCAGAUUAUCGGCAUGAGUGCAACGUUAAACAACGUCGAAGACCUACAGGAGUUCCUUAAAGCCGAAUAUUACACCAGUCAGUUCAGACCAGUUGAACUAAAAGAGUACCUGAAAGUAAAUGACACAAUAUACCAGGUAGACAGCAGAGCAGAGAAUGGCAUGACCUUCUCAAGGCUCCUCAACUAUAAGUAUUCUGAUGCCCUGAGAAAGAUGGAUCCUGAUCACUUGGUAGCAUUGGUGACAGAAGUUAUCCCCAACUACUCCUGCCUAGUUUUUUGUCCCAGUAAGAAGAACUGUGAAAAUGUAGCAGAAAUGUUAUGCAAAUUUUUAAGCAAGGACUAUCUAAACCACAGAGAUGAAGAAAAAUCCCAAGUGAUUAAAACCUUGAGGGAUGUAGGCAAUGGUAAAGUGUGCCCUGUCUUGAAGCACACCAUCCCUUUUGGAGUUGCCUAUCACCACAGUGGUCUAACUAGUGAUGAACGGAAGCUUCUGGAAGAAGCCUACUGCACAGGCGUGCUCUGCCUUCUCACCUGCACAUCCACCCUGGCGGCAGGGGUCAAUCUACCAGCUCGCAGAGUCAUCCUAAGGGCCCCCUAUGUGGCUAGAGAGUUCUUACGGAGGAAUCAGUAUCAGCAGAUGAUUGGCAGGGCGGGCCGUGCUGGCAUCGACACUGUUGGUGAGAGCAUUCUCAUAGUGCAAGAAAGGGACAAGAAACAGGUCCUGGAACUGAUAAACGGACCCCUGGAAAAUUGCUACAGCCAUCUUAUUGAGGGAUUCAGCAAGGGAAUCCAGAGUUUGUUUCUGUCUUUAAUUGGUUUGAAGAUUGCAACAAGUCUUGAUGGCAUAUAUCAGUUUAUGAGUGGUACAUUUUUCGGUGUUCAGCAAAAGGUCUUAUUGAAAGAAAAGAGUCUGUGGGAAAUAACUGUUGACUCACUGAGCUACCUGACAGACAAAGGACUUCUUCAGAAAGAGAGCUGCGGUGACACGGAGCAUUGCUUCCGUGUCACAAAACUGGGCCAAGCGUCUUUUAAGGGAGCAAUUGACUUGGCCUAUUGUGACACUCUGUACAGAGACUUGAAGAAGGGUCUUGAAGGACUUGUCCUGGAAAGCCUUCUCCAUCUGGUCUACCUGACAACCCCCUAUGACCUUGUUGCUCAGACUGAACCUGACUGGAUGGUGUACUUCAGGCAGUUUAGCCAACUCAGUCCAGCAGAGCAAAAUGUGGCUGCUCUUCUUGGAGUCUCCGAAAGCUUCAUUGGGAAGAAGGCAUCAGGGCAAGCCAUCAGAAAGAAGGUGGACAAGAACAUUGUCAACAGGCUCUAUCUGUCCUUUGUCCUGUAUUCCUUGCUGAAAGAAACCAACGUUUGGAGUGUGUCUGAGAAGUUUAAUAUGCCCCGGGGACACAUACAAAACCUGCUCACUGGGGCUGCCUCCUUCUCAUCCUGUGUGUUACAUUUCUGUGAGGAGCUGGAGGAGUUUUGGGUUUACAAAGCCCUGUUGGUAGAACUUACCAAGAAACUGACGUACUGCGUGAAGGCGGAGCUAAUCCCGCUCAUGGAAGUGACCGGUGUCCUAGAGGGUCGAGCAAAGCAGUUAUACAGCGCAGGUUACAAAAGUGUAAUGCACUUGGCCAAUGCCAACCCAGAAGUGCUUGUGCGGACAAUUGGCCAUCUGUCCAGGCGCCAGGCCAAGCAGAUUGUGUCCUCAGCUAAGAUGCUGUUGCAUGAAAAGGCAGAGGCUUUGCAAGGAGAAGUUGAAGAAUUACUGAGGUUGCCUCCAGACCUCCCUGGACUGGGGGUUCCUAACACUGAAGAGACGUGAAACCGUGCUGGGAACACAGCUGUUUGAUAGGGCAUUGCCUGAGGCCCUGGGUGAAACCCUCAGUACCUCCAAGAAAGAAGAAGCUAAAGAGGUUAUAGUCGGCUUGGUGGUGAACAUUUGUUAACUCCAGCACUUGGGAGGUAGAAGCAGGAGAUUGAAUAUUAAAAGUCAUCUUCAACUACAUCUAGAGCUGGAGGCCAGCCUGAGCUAGGAGUCCCUCUCAAAAAACAGAAAACCCACAAAGCUAUCUUCAAAUUUGACUUAUUUAUUAUACAUAU